Molecule: messenger RNA, 1053 nt
Organism: Glycine soja
Lineage: Eukaryota; Viridiplantae; Streptophyta; Magnoliopsida; Fabales; Fabaceae
Exons: 4
Coding region: 248-607 (119 amino acids)
Source: RefSeq, a predicted model, not a curated record
UUUUUGUUUUCUCUCUCUUAUUAUACAGUUGUUACUCUUUCUCCUUGAUAUUCUCGCUUUCUCUCUCUCGGGUAGCGCACUGGUCGUGCUUCGUUGCGGCACUGAGUGAGGUGGUUCACUCUCUCUGCCUCUUUCUCUUCUCUGUCCCUAGAAACAAACCAUCAUCUUCUCAGAUCUAUAUCAAAAGCAAAACCCUAACACUUCCUUGUCUUAUUUUGGUUCCUCUUCCGAUUUGAUCUCAUCAUCAAUGGCUUUUGUAUGCAGCAGAAUCGCACAACUAACAUCAAUUUCAUCUAUAAAAUCAGCCAUCAAAUCCAACAUUCGCGCUUCUGCAUUCUUCAAACCAGCUUCCUCCUUUUCUCCAAUUCACACAUCCUUAUUGACCAGGAAUUCGCAGGAGCUGAGAUGCGCGCAGUCGAUGUUGCCGCUGCACAGCACGGUGGCAGCGGCGAGAAUAACGUCGUGUCUGACUUUCAAAAGUUGUCAAGCGCUUUCACCGGAGUUCUUUAAAAAGGAGCCUAGGUGGACUAUGUGUGCAACUCUCAGCCCAACUUUUAAAAUACGGGAGUUUCAGGAAGUGAGCUUUGAAAAUUUAUGCUUGAAAUAGUGGUCAUCACACCAUUCCUGCUAAUAUUUUUUCUUGUGAGCUUGUUUUCUUGGUCCGCAUGAAAGGUACGUUUCAUUCCUACUAAUAUUUUUUCUUGUCAGCUUGUUUUCUUUUCCUUCAUUUGAAUUUUUUGUGGCUUUAUUUUACUUUUUGUGGUUAGAUCUUUUUCUUAAAACUGAAGUCAUAGGAUGAGUUCUAAAAAACAUGAAUUAUCUAAGGUUAUUUUAUAUCAAAGAAAGUUAUGAAAAAGAUUAAAAUAAUAUCAUUGGGAUGAAAUGUGAGAGCCCAAACACAAUUCGUGUUGGGCUUGAAGGGCCCACGAAGAGCUGUGUGUGGCCUUUGGUAGAUACUAAUGGACUGUUUUGAACUAUAUCCAAGCUUAAUAUAUCUAAAUAUUUAUAGCACAAUGUUUUGUAACUUUUGUAGAAUUGACUAGCUUAAAUGGC